AUGGCGGGAAUCAAGCCUCCUAAGCCCUUCGACUUCCAUAACGCAGCGGACUGGCCCGCCUGGAUGGACGAAUUUGACGACUACAGAUUCGCGUCUGGGCUACAUGAGAAAACAGACGAAGUUCAAGUAAGGACUCUUCUCUAUACUAUGGGCAGAAAGUCGAGGGAGAUUCUUCGGUCGCUAAACGUAAAAGACGAAGAAAUGGAGGACUUCAAGCUCGUAAAGUCUAAAUUUAACGACUACUUUGUCCACACCAAGAACAUAGUCUACGAAAGUGCUCGCUUUAAUCAACGCCGCCAACAACUGGGAGAAACAGUAGACCAGUUCGCAACCGAGCUUAGCAAGCUAGCAGACAGAUGCGAGUUCGAAGGCAUGAAGGAACGCCUAAUAAGAGACCGCUUCGUAGUAGGACUACGGGACCAGGUUCUUUCGGAGGAACUACAGAUGGACCCCAAGCUAACGAUGGCCACUGCUUUGAUAAAGCUUUCAGAGGAAUGUCAAAGGCUCACGACGUUCAUCACGCCGUACGGGCGCCUCCUCAACAAAGACAGCGACUGGUCUUGGGGACCUCAACAAGAGGCAGCUUUUGAGAAGAUCAAGACCACUCUCAGCUCAGACAGAUGCCUGGCGAGGUACAACCCCCGGUACUCGACAAUUGUAUCGGCGGACGCGUCUUCACUGGUGAUUGGCGCAGUACUCCUCCAGGAUCAGCCAUCUGCAGCGCCUUUCGAGGACGAGGUUCUCAACCGCCUGCCUGGACGCGACGGAGCCAGCGCAGUCGAGAGGGCCUCUAAAACCACAACACUGGUGGCAGCGGACGGGAUGGACCUGCGCCGCACCACGGACGUCGUGCACCCGUCCUAUGUUGCCGCCGAUGAUUUCACAGGGGAGGUAACGUGGAUAAAGCAGGUACUAGAGGAGCACAGUGUGUGCUUGCCAAUGGCAAAAGUUACUAUUUCCGGCCCGUUCGGAGAACUCGUAACAGAAGCUGCGGUCUCGAAAAUGGUGCCAUUAGAAUACCCCUAUCUGUUUUCUAACCGAUCUGACCGGCUGUUGCGUGAACGUGGUCAGAAAUUCGGAGAGGGAAGGGUGCAGGCGUUGACCCGAUCGAAAACCCGUCAGCUUGCCGCACAGCUAACGCAAAACUCGGGAGCGGACACACCUGAAAGUGAGCAAACAUAUCCGAAAUCGGUAGAAACGACCGAGGAAGAAUCGGGAUUUAAAACGAGUGAACCCGAGGAAGUAAUCCUCGAAGGCAGUGGGUGCGCGGAUGCUGAAACGGAGGAACCAGAAUCGGAGAGUGACGGGAAGGGUUUGCUGCUGGCGCCGGGAUCGCUUAGUUUUGAGAAGCUUUUGCAAGUAGACAGAGGGUCCCUAGGUGCUGAGCAAAAGAAAGACCCCAGUCUAGCGCGUUUGCACCUCACGGCCAAGGAGGGAAUUGCUAGACGCAACAUCACUAUGCACGAAAAGGGCGGACUUCUGUAUAGACAUUACAAAGACCGGAAAGGCAAAAUUCUUGACCAGUUGGUAGUUCCCGAAAUGUACCGCAGGGAUAUUCUCAGUCUGUGUCAUGGAAAUGGAUGGUCGGGACAUCUGGGCGUGAAGAAAACAAAAGAAAGGCUUCUUAUGGAGUACUAUUGGCCAGGGUGUUUCAAAGACGUAGAGCUGCUGGUGAAGUCAUGCGAUGCGUGCCAACGGGUUGGAAAGCCGGGCGACAAAUGGAAAGCCCCUUUGCGACUCGUUCCACUCAUCACGGAGCCCUUCCGGCGACUUGUGAUUGAUACUGUGGGACCUUUGCCGAAAUCAAAGUCAGGAUACAGAUACCUCCUAACGAUGCUAUGUCCGGCAACUAAGUUUCCGGAAGCGAUUCCAUUGAAAGAAUUGAGCUCCUCUGAGAUAGUGGACGCUCUGCUGACAACCUUUUCACGCAUCGGUUUCCCCACCGAAAUUCAGGCCGAUCAGGGAACGGUGUUCACCAGUGCAUUGACAACCACGUUUCUCAGAAAGUGUGGCGUGAGGCUGUUACACAGUUCUGUAUAUCAUCCCCAAUCCAACAGCGUAGAGAAACUGCACUCGGUACUGAAAAGGGUACUACGUGCCUUGUGUUACGAGCAUAGAGAGGACUGGGAAAGCUGUCUACCCGCCGCUCUCUUUGCAUUGAGAACCGCCCCGCAUGAGGCUACCGGGUUCACGCCGGCGGAGCUGGUGUACGGGCGAACUCUCCGAUCCCCUUUGCGUAUGUUACGAGAGUUGUGGGAGGGAACAGGAGAGAGCCAGACCGUCGUGGCUUAUGUACUGCAACUUCUGGAGCGUCUAAGUGUCACGCGUAAACUGGUGGAGGAAGCUGCGUGUCUGCAGUCAUCGUCGACUCCAAGCCACUCUUCAUGGCCAGCAAUUGGGAUCCUGGCCAUUCGAGAGUUUCCUGGCCCCGGAGGAGCUGUUAUGAUCGCCCCCUUCUCCCCUUCGCUGCGGGGCGCCGGGACAGAGUAA
Rhipicephalus sanguineus (brown dog tick) is the source of this 2490-nucleotide messenger RNA. RefSeq lists its product as uncharacterized. The coding region runs from base 1 to 2490 and encodes 829 amino acids. The transcript has 6 exons. Gene Ontology annotation, biological process: DNA integration. Lineage: Eukaryota; Metazoa; Arthropoda; Arachnida; Ixodida; Ixodidae. The record is from RefSeq and is a predicted model, not a curated record. Gene Ontology annotation, molecular function: nucleic acid binding.